AGCGAGUCGAGAUUGGACUGUGACAGGGUACGGUGCGUGCCGGUGAAUGGAUUUCGUGCAGGUAUCUUGAGCAUUUUUACAACAAGAGGAAACGGAGGAAAGUGGCCGCAAAUAUGCCUGACACGGCGAUAACGUGGCUGGGCCUCAUCGUCUUGGCGUAUGUGUACGUGGUGGGCGAGCUGAGCCACUUCCUGCUGGGCAUCGUGUCGCGCCCCAUGAGCCAGGACCUGCACUACGGCGACCGCGCCUGCCUGUCCAACCCAGAGGCGCCGCACCAGUCGAGAAUCUGCAUUACGGCGACCAAUGCCACGGCUUGCCUGGCAUUAGAACCGCAAGGAAAUAUAUCCUCUUGCACGUGGGACUACUCUGGCUUGGGACUCCAGUACCAAGUCCUCGCAGGCCCCGCCUUCGUCGCCGUCUUCACAACUGCCGGUGUCAUCAUUGGCGUCAUUGCAGACAAGUUUAACCGGAAGAUAGUGGUAACAAUAUGCUGUGCUGUGCUUACUGUCGCCACAGGGCUAACUGGUGCAGCAAUGUCAUAUUGGCAACUUGUUAUUCUGAGGAUGGUUAUGGGUGCUGGAGAGUCUGGUUUCUCGCCGGCGUGUAGCAGUAUGAUCUCUGAUAUGUUUCCAGAGUCGAAGCGUGCUCUUGCUCUGGGAAUUUUCAACUGGGGCAUCUACUUCGGGUACGGCCUCUCCUACGCCGUGGGAAAUUUCAUCACCGCUGCGGACAUUGCUGGCAUGGGCUGGCGGUGGUCGUAUAUUGUAACAGGAGGAAUGGGCAUCGUUGCUACUCUGUGUUUGAUAUUUGUAGUUAAGGAACCUCAAAGGAACAGUCAAUUUGAAAACGAAUACAUCACUGAUAAACAAGGAAAAGACGAUGCUGAGAGUGAAAAUGAGAUGUGCAAUACCGAAUUUACAAAGAAAACUGGUGAUUCUGAUAGUGUGGUUGCCUCCCCAAGCGGAAGCGCUGCAAGGGAAGGCUUGGUCGGGGGCAAAACGGGCCUGAAAGAGGUGCUUAAAUCCCUUGUUCGGCCGGCCAUGAUGGUGCUCGCCUUCGCUGCCUGCAUUAGACACACAGCUGGUUUUUCCUGGGCGUACAACACGCAGCUCUAUUUCCUUACGUACUACCCAGACUUCAACCUGGGUCUGUGGGUCACGGGAGCUUCCAUUAUCGGGGGCUCAUUGGGCGUGGCGGUGGGCGGCUUCGUUUCGGACAGACUGGUGAAGCGCAUUGGUCUGCGUGCCAGGCUUUAUGUCUUAGCCGGAAGUCAACUUUUCGCAAUGCCAUUUGCUGCCGGUGUACUCUACUUCCCUCCUCCUACUGCCUUCUUCAUGCUCCUUGGAGCUUAUAUAUUCGCUGAGAUGUGGUUUGGUGUCUUGUUUGCUGUCCUGCUAGAACUAGUUCCUGGUACAGUUCAGUCGACGGCCCUGGCAGCGUUCCUCUUUGUUAUGAACAAUGUAGGGGGCAACUUGCCUGUAGUGGUGGAUCCCCUCUCUCAUCUGCUGUCCUACCGUGCUGCUCUUUACAUAAUGUACCCAGGGGGCUAUUUAGCAAGCGCAGUUUUCUUCUUCCUGACUAGUUUCCUGAUAUGAAGAACAUCCUGAUUUCAACAAUAGUAAUGUAGUAAAUAAUAGUGUUAAUACCUGAUCCUUUUAAGGCAUUAAUAUAUUUUGUUUGUUA
This is a messenger RNA of Penaeus indicus, 1683 nucleotides long. RefSeq names its product protein spinster homolog 1-like. Gene Ontology annotation, cellular component: membrane. Gene Ontology annotation, biological process: transmembrane transport. The transcript is spliced from 11 exons. Gene Ontology annotation, molecular function: transmembrane transporter activity. Lineage: Eukaryota; Metazoa; Arthropoda; Malacostraca; Decapoda; Penaeidae. Bases 114 to 1595 code for a protein of 493 amino acids. The record is from RefSeq and is a predicted model, not a curated record.